AUGAAAAUGUCUGAUGGUGAAGGUUCCAACCGCACGAGCCCCCCAAGGACUGGUCAACAUCGCUCCAGCAGAAGCGGCAGCCAAGAGGACAGCCGCAGAAGCAGCGAACCCCCAGCAAGCCGGGGACAGAGGCUUGGAUCAGUCGUGUCGAUGAGCGAAUCUCAGUACUCGACUGCCACAACCCCUGGAGCUUCUCACGCCUCGCCAAGAGACGAGCCGAUACACUCGCCCACGAUCAGCAAAACCGAGCGCCACGAACGAUCCCCCGCGCUCAACUCGAUGGAGGCACCGAGUCAACGAACCCAAAAUUGGAGGGACGAGCCACCCAACAUGCAGAGGCACCUCCCAUCCUUGUCGGACGUUUUCGAAGGUCAGAGAUUUCCAGGUGGAAUGCACUCGGUCGAGAUGAAUGGGUAUCGGUUCCCGCGCGAGCCUCUACCAAGCCCAAACGGCCACCCAGGCCGCAUCGAGGGUGGCGAUAACCGGCCACCAACCCUCAAGAGCGAGCAGUCGACGUCUGGGAGCACAUCCUCGGGCUCGCCUUUUGGCCAGCCAAGAACGCCAGUCGAUGGCCAGCUGCCAAUACACGCGCUGCUGACAUCGAAACCAGACCAUUUCGAUCUCAGCCAGCCGCAACACCAACAGUACCCCCUACAGCAACGACCGCCACAUAUCUUUCAGGGUGGUCCAUACCCCAGUGGUGCCGGUACUUUGCCAGCAAUUAAUGGUUAUGCCAGGCCCGUCCUUUCGCAACCGCCAGUAACCGCACAAUCCUCCAGCGCGGGUUACCCCUCGCUAGCAUCAGCUCAAGCACCAGCUCAUCCUCGACAGUCCAGACAUCCCCAUCCCCAAGCUGGGAACCCAGAUGCCGCCAGACUCGACGGUAUGAGCGCGUUACUGCAAGCCGGCGAGAUUGUCAACCGUCGAGCCCAAUAGAAAAGGGGUCACCUCUCGCUGUUGGGACGUUUCUUUUUUGGUUUAUAUUGGUUGCAUUAUACCCUUGGGUGGCAUGUGGCGGUUUGGUCCUGGGCAACACGCACCUGCUAAUUUGGACCACUAUAUAUUACCAUGUAUUUGGCAUUUUUUUUCGACUGGGUAUCUCAAGUACGGCGUUUUUGAGAUGGGACCCGUACACAGUGAUGACAAUUUUGUACAUACAUCUCAUUUUCUUUUUCAGAACAAAAAGGGCAAUGUUAAUGUAACUGGGAC
Molecule: messenger RNA, 1209 nt
Organism: Podospora pseudocomata
Lineage: Eukaryota; Fungi; Ascomycota; Sordariomycetes; Sordariales; Podosporaceae
Exons: 2
Coding region: 1-936 (311 amino acids)
Source: RefSeq, a predicted model, not a curated record